AUGGCCGACAUUCCUGUUCCUAAUCCCGAGCCGUCCCCAAGUGUAGAGAACGGGGUUACCCAGCAGCAUAGGCCCUCGGUCACCUGGAAUUUAAGUUCGCCCAAGGUCAAUCCGGCCGCCACCAAGAGGAUCACCAGUUCUGGCACUUACCCUGCCUCAGCCGUUUUCCGGCGUCAUAGGCUCGGCAGCCGCCCCGAAAUCAACUUAGGGAGUCAGCCGCAGAUCUGCUUCCUGCAGCCGCGGACCUCGCAGCCGAUGGUGCUCUUCAGCUUAAUGAAUUCCAGUGAAGCAGCUGUGACAAAAUUUUUACCCAAGAGCCACUUAUCUCGUGUGAUUAUUCGUGACAACCUCAGUGCACAACGAAUCUAUGAGCUGGAGAUGAAAGCUUCAGAAAAGACCAAGAAAAAGAUGAGUCAUUUGUAUGAUCACCUGAAAAAAAAGUUCAUGACGGACCAGCUCAGAAAGCUGGGGCGCUGGAGACGGGAAUCCACGAAUAUCCGGCAGUACCUGGAUAGUAUCCGGAAUGCAAGAUUCUCCAUCCUAAAAGGAAAAGCCAGACACCAUAGUCCAGGCAGAUGA
This is a messenger RNA of Molossus molossus (Pallas's mastiff bat), 579 nucleotides long. It is a transcript of the gene CUNH5orf52, whose product is annotated as chromosome unknown C5orf52 homolog. The record is from RefSeq and is a predicted model, not a curated record. NCBI's taxonomy places the organism in Eukaryota, Metazoa, Chordata, Mammalia, Chiroptera, Molossidae.